Molecule: messenger RNA, 1038 nt
Organism: Myripristis murdjan (pinecone soldierfish)
Lineage: Eukaryota; Metazoa; Chordata; Actinopteri; Holocentriformes; Holocentridae
Product: gamma-aminobutyric acid receptor-associated protein-like 2
Exons: 4
Coding region: 218-571 (117 amino acids)
Source: RefSeq, a predicted model, not a curated record
GGACAGUCCCGCAGUGACGUCAUCGGUCGGGUAGAGCUCGCGCAGAGGGAGGCUUGUUUUGCUACAUUGUUGACGAUUAGUUUGACAUUUAUACAUUGAAUCUACCAGGCUGAGUUAACAAACAAACCCCAAAAGACGCCAUUUUCCAAAGCCUGGACUCGUGUCAUUUGUGUUAACACUCUACAGCAUCGAGCGAAGGAGCCCGGAAACGGCAAACAUGAAAUGGAUGUUCAAAGAGGAUCACUCCUUGGAACAUCGGUGCAUAGAGUCAGCCAAAAUUCGCAACAAAUACCCUGAUAGGGUUCCGGUGAUUGUGGAGAAGGUGUCUGGAUCACAGAUAGUGGACAUCGACAAGAGGAAGUACCUGGUUCCCUCGGACAUCACAGUGGCUCAGUUCAUGUGGAUCAUCAGGAAACGCAUCCAACUGCCCUCCGAGAAGGCCAUCUUCUUGUUUGUGGAUAAGACCGUGCCUCAGUCCAGCAUCACAAUGGGACAGCUGUAUGAGAAAGAGAAGGAUGAGGACGGCUUUUUAUACGUGGCAUACAGCGGCGAGAACACCUUUGGUUUUUAAAAAGCCAUGAUCAUGAUCGGCCUAACCUGUGGAACCACACGGCCUCACUUGCAUCCACCCACAUCUAAUCACAGCCCUCCCUCAGCCCCUGGAGAAACUGUGGGAGCCCCCAGAGAGAUUGAAUGAUAAUGAAAGCCUUGGCAAGCUUGACUGACUGCUCACUUGACUGGAUAAUAAUCAUUGAGUGCACAGGUGUGUUUGUUCUGGCCCAUGUCUUUAUAUAUUCAUUGAUUCAGUUAUGUAUAGUGUGUUAAUUUUAAUUAUUUGUUUGAUGUCAUGAAUAGAGUUUUACUUUUAGAAGGAACCUGGAUUUUUUUUUUUUUUUCUCAGUUAAAUGAUAUUUUUUGGGUUUGAGUUUUGCUUUCAUUUAUGCUUUCUUCUUUGAAGAUUCUAUUUAAAAAAAAAAAAUUAAACUAUUUGAAGGUAAGGUAGCUGGAUAACCUAACCAAUAAAAAGACAACAAUUCA